AGAGCGGUAGAGAGAGAGAGGAGAGAGGAGAAGUUAAACAGAGCUGAACCGUAACGGGGAGAGACGGAGGGAGAGAGAAACUCUUUUUCAUUCUCCGUGGGAGUUUUUCUGAGAGAGAAAGAGGGUGAGAGACAAAACAAGAAGAAAAAAACAAGGGAUAUAAGAGAGAGAUAGGGUGAGAGAGAGGCUGAGAGAGAGAGGCAGAGAGAGAGAGGCAGAGAGAGAGAGGGCAGAAGAGAGACACAGACACGCAGAGAGAUAGACAGAGAGUCACAUGUUGUGAAAAUGCCCACCAACUUCACGGUGGUCCCUGUGAAGGACGGCAGACGAUCCCGGAAGAAGAACGAGGAAGAUGAUGAUGAUGAAGACAACAACGUGCUCCGGGAGGAAGAUGAGGAUGCCGCCCUUCCAGGCGAUGGCAACCCCAAGGAAAGCAGUCCCUUCAUCCACAACACUGACAACGACAGGGGCAACCUGUACGAUGGCAAGAACAUGGCUCUCUUCGAGGAGGAGAUGGACAGCAACCCCAUGGUGUCGUCUCUGCUCAACAAGCUGGCGAACUACACUAACCUGACCCAGGGGGCGCAGGAGCACGAGGAGGCCGAUGACGACGAGGGACCCGCCAAGAAGAAGGCUGUGAAGAGCCCCCAGAUGGGCACCUUCAUGGGGGUGUACCUGCCCUGCCUGCAGAACAUCCUGGGGGUCAUCCUCUUCCUGCGCCUCACCUGGAUUGUCGGCACGGCCGGCAUCAUGGGGUCUCUGGCCAUCGUGUUCAUGUGCUGCUCCUGUACGAUGCUGACGGCCAUCUCCAUGAGUGCCAUCGCUACCAACGGAGUAGUGCCAGCGGGAGGCUCCUACUACAUGAUCUCCAGGUCUCUGGGUCCGGAGUUCGGAGGGGCGGUGGGGCUGUGCUUCUUCCUGGGCACCACCUUCGCUGGCUCCAUGUACAUCCUGGGAACCAUCGAGAUUCUCCUGACCUACAUAGUGCCCAAGGCCGCCAUCUUCGUGGCGGAGAAGAAGGAGGACGAGGUGGAAGCGCUGCUCAACAACAUGCGUGUGUACGGAACGUGCUGCCUGGCUCUCAUGUCGCUGGUGGUCUUCGUCGGGGUCAAGUACGUCAACAAGCUGGCCCUCGUCUUCCUGGCCUGCGUCAUCCUCUCCAUCUUCGCCAUCUACGCCGGCGUCAUCAAGACCGCCAUCGAGCCGCCCGACCUACCGGUCUGUCUGUUGGGGAACCGCACGCUCCAGAACCACAACUUUGACAAGUGUUUGAAGACAGAGGAGAUUGACAACGUGACCGUGACCACCAAGCUGUGGGCGCUGUUCUGCGACAGCGCCGACCUGAACGCCACCUGCAACGAGUACUUCCUCUUCAACAACGUCACCGAGAUCCAGGGCAUCCCAGGCCUUGCCAGCGGGGUGAUCCAAGACAACAUGUGGGGGGACUAUGGCCCCCUGGGGAUGCUGGUGGAGCACAAGCGUCUGGACUCUGUCCCAGCAGCAGACUCAUCCCAGGACAUGUACCUGCCUUACGUGGCCAACGACAUCACCACCUUUUUCACCCUGCUGGUGGGGAUCUACUUCCCCUCCGUCACAGGUAUCAUGGCCGGGUCCAACCGAUCAGGUGACCUCAGAGACGCUCAGAAGUCCAUCCCCAUAGGAACCAUCCUCGCCAUAGCAACCACCUCCUUUAUCUAUGUGACCUGUGUGGUGUUGUUCGGAGCGUGCAUCGAGGGGGUGGUGCUCAGAGACAAGUUUGGGGACUCGGUCAAAGGGUACCUUGUGAUUGGCACGCUGUCCUGGCCCUCUCCCUGGGUGAUUGUGAUUGGCUCGUUCUUCUCCUGCUGUGGGGCGGGGCUUCAGAGCCUGACAGGCGCCCCCAGACUGCUGCAGGCCAUCGCCAGGGACGGCAUCGUUCCCUUCCUAAAGGUGUUUGGUCAUGGCAAGGCUAAUGGAGAGCCCACCUGGGCGUUGCUGCUGACAGCAGCCAUCUGUGAGAUCGGCAUCCUCAUCGCUUCUCUGGACGCUGUCGCCCCCAUCCUGUCUAUGUUCUUCCUGAUGUGCUACCUGUUUGUUAACCUGGCCUGUGCCGUCCAGACCCUGCUGCGCACCCCCAACUGGAGGCCCAGGUUCAAGUACUACCACUGGGCCCUUUCCUUCCUGGGGAUGAGCCUGUGCCUGUCCCUGAUGUUCAUCUGCUCCUGGUACUACGCUCUGGUCGCCAUGAUGAUCGCAGGCUGCAUCUACAAAUACAUUGAAUACAGAGGGGCGGAGAAAGAGUGGGGCGACGGUAUCCGAGGGCUGUCGCUCAACGCUGCCCGCUACGCCCUCAUCCGCCUGGAGGAGGCGCCACCACACACCAAGAACUGGAGGCCACAGCUGUUGGUGCUGCUGAACGUAGACCCUGACAUGGCGGUGAAGCACCCUCGCCUGCUGUCUUUCACCACCCAGCUGAAGGCCGGGAAGGGCCUCACCAUCGUGGGCAGUGUGCAGGAAGGAACCUACAUCAGCAAGGAGACCGAGGCCAAGAAGGCCGAGCAGAACAUAAAGGCGUCCAUGACGACGGAGCGUACCAAGGGCUUCUGCCACGUGGUGGUGUCGUCCAACCUGAGAGAUGGUUUCUCCCACCUCAUCCAGUCGGCCGGCCUGGGGGGGAUGAAACACAACACGGUGCUGAUGGCCUGGCCCGGCACCUGGAAGCAGGCCAGCGACCCCGUCUCCUGGAAGAACUUCAUAGAGACGGUGCGGGAGACCACAGCGGCCCACCAGGCUCUGCUGGUGGCCAAGAACGUGGACAGCUUCCCCAGCAGCCUGGAGCGUCUGGGGGAGGGCACCAUCGACGUCUGGUGGGUGGUGCAUGACGGAGGCCUGCUCAUGCUGCUGCCCUUCCUGCUACGUCAGCACAAGGUGUGGAGGAAGUGUAAGAUGCGUAUCUUCACCGUGGCCCAGAUGGACGACAACAGUAUCCAGAUGAAGAAGGACCUGCAGAUGUUCCUGUACCACCUGCGCCUGGACGCCGAGGUGGAGGUGGUGGAGAUGCACGACAGUGACAUCUCAGCCUUCACCUAUGAGAAGACCCUGGUGAUGGAGCAGCGCUCCCAGAUGCUGAAGCAGAUGCAGCUGUCCAGGACGGAGCGCGAGAGAGAGAUUCAGAGUAUCACUGAUGAGUCCCGUAGCUCCAUCAGGAGGAAGAACCAGAGUGGAGUUCAGGUGUCGGGGCCCAGUGGAGAGGCCUCCUCCCAGGCCGAACCUCCCCAGGAGGAUGAGGCUCAGCUGAUCCACGACAGGAACACAGCAUCUCACGCGGCGUUGAACGACAAGGCAGACGCAGCCCCACACGUCCAGAUGACCUGGACCAAGGAGAAGUUCUUCACCGAGCGCAACCGCAACCGAGAGCCCAACAUGGGAGUUAGAGACCUGUUCAACAUGAAGCCAGAAUGGGAGAGUCUGAAUCAGUCCAACGUGCGGCGGAUGCACACGGCAGUGAAGCUGAACGAGGUGGUGGUGAACAAGUCCCAGGGCGCCCACCUGGUGCUGCUCAACAUGCCCGGGCCGCCCCGGAACAGGGGCGGGGAUGAGAACUACAUGGAGUUCCUGGAAGUGCUGUUAGAGGGCCUGAACAGGGUGCUGCUGGUGAGAGGAGGAGGUCAAGAGGUCAUCACCAUCUACUCUUAGAACGGCUCGCACGCCCCCAGCUCAUCACCGUGGCAACACCUGGCAUUUGUUUUGGGGGGGGUGGAAGGGAGGGGGAGGCGGGGGGUAAUGAAACUUUAAAGGUUGUUCCGGUGACGGGACUUUCGACGGGGAGCCAUUUGAUUGGACAGAGGGCUUUCUGAGCCUCAGAAGGGAAGGACCAAUCGGAGUGGGACGCUCUGUGGUUUUCUGAGAACGCGGGCCAAUCAGGAACGGGCGGCUGGAAGACAGAGCAUUCUGACACUUUAGCUUUUAAUCGAAGCGUGUUGACGCUGCGUCAUGUUGUCAUUGUACGUUUUAUUUUCUUAUUUUUGUUCUUCCUCUCCAUAUAUGUGUAUUUUAUCAGUAGAGAAAGCCAGUGUUUGAGGCCCUGGUCUGUUGUGACCCAACUGGAAACCUGCUGCCCCGUCUGUGUUCUCACUGUGCACCGGGGCAGGGUGGAGCUGAACAAGCCCUCUCUGUUACAGGUUCAUCUCCACCAGAGCAGCUGCUCUGGCUCUAGGAUGGCUGUGGGGCAGCAAGAUAUGUCUAUGGGUCUCCCCAAGUGAGAGAAGCAGGGUCAGUCAAGCCCACUUGGGUCACAAUGGAGUCCAGUGAGAGCUAGGCUUGGAUAUUUUGUUUGUCAAAAGGGAUUUAUUGUAAAUGUUGCUUGUAUGCUAAAUGUUCUUGUGUGUUUCGUGGUUUAUUUGUUGUGGUUGAGCACAGCACAAUCCCUUAAAGAAGCUAGAGUUUGUGUGUGUGUGUGUGUGUGUGUGUGUGUGUGUGUGUGUGUGUGUGUGUGUGUGUGUGUGUGAGAGAAACCGAGAGAGAGAGCAUGUGAGAGAGAGGGUGAGAGCGUGAGAGCGAGAGAGCGAGAGAGCGAGAGAGCGAGAGAGCGAGAGAGAGAGAGAGAGAGAGAGAGAGAGAGAGAGCCUGUUGAGGUAGAGGUGAAGUUACGCUGGCUAGUUUGUUGACAGGUAGGCCAGGUAUGGAUGUGCAAUAGAUGCUGUCUGAACAGACUCCCUGCAGGUUGACAACCAUGCGUGUUGUUGAGCCUGAGCCUGAAGUUAGCGUUGUUCCAAGCUGGCUGAGGAUGCAUCAUAGUCUGUCUAUAGAACUCAACCCUCAAAAGCUGUGUAGUUUGUGGAGCGUUUUUUUCAUUUAAAAACUAUUCAUCAUUGGAAAUAGUAUGUAAAGGAACUAGGAAAUAAAUGUACGUUCUUUUUUUUCACAAAUAAAUCCAGUUUUCAGCAGGAUAUGUUACACUUUCAAUGUGCUUUUUGACCCAUUUUCAAAACCACCACUUUAUAGAAAUCGAGGAGAAAUGGUGAGCCUGUUUUGUGUCGUCAUGUCUGUUCUUCACCCCUGCUGGUCUCAGUCUGUGUUCUCCGCAAAGUUCAAACGGAAGAGGCGAAGGUGAUGUUAGUUUAGGUUUUAGUUCCAGAAUCUUUGCACCUUGUUGAGACACAGACAACCAUUCCUCUUCAAUAUUCAAUACAAGCAUGGCACAUUCAUCCUUCACAUGCAGUAUAUAAUCUCCACCCCACUCAACUUUAUUUGGUGUUUGUGUUGGCUAGUUUUCCUGUCAAUCAGAUGUGAUUGUUUUAGUGUGUUCAGGAAGAAUUGUGCCAAACAGACUGAGGCUGUGGAGGUGUACAUGACUCAGGUUACCUGGUCAGUCUGCACCAGGAGACCAGGUGCAGGACCUCACCUGGUCAGUCUGCACCAGGAGACCAGGUGCAGGACCUCACCUGGUCAGUCUGCACCAGGAGACCAGGUGCAGGACCUCACCUGGUCAGUCUGCACCAGGAGACCAGGUGCAGGACCUCACCUGGUCAGUCUGCACCAGGAGACCAGGUGCAGGACCUCACCUGGUCAGUCUGCACCAGGAGACCAGGUGCAGGACCUCACCUGGUCAGUCUGCACCAGGAGACCAGGUGCAGGACCUCACCUGGUCAGUCUGCACCAGGAGACCAGGUCCUGCAACAACGGCAUGCAACUCCACAGCUUCGGUCUGACCCUCUUCUUAGCUGUGCAGUAUUUUGUAACCAGGAUGUGUGUGUUUCUAUGUUUUACUGUGGAGGAAAACUGUUGUUUUAGAGAGUACACCUUUAGUUUUACUAGACUGAUGUUGUUUCUGCAUACUCCUGUGUAAUGUUUAGCGUUUGGACUUUCAUUGUGACAUUCACCUACUACUUGAUCCUCCUUUACUGUUUGUUGUGUAACUCUUGAGGUGUGGUCAUGAGUGGUUGGAAGGUCUAGGUGGAGAAUGGGUUAUGCUAUGUUACUGAUGUUAAGUACAUUGAGAAGAAGAAAAAAAGUCAUUUUUAGCCGCCAAAGAUAAAAUCUUUGAGUCUGUGAUUAUAUUUAUUUUUAAGUAACGUUUCUUAGUUUUGAGAAAUAAAGUUUUAAAAGUU
Osmerus eperlanus (European smelt) is the source of this 6089-nucleotide messenger RNA. It is a transcript of the gene slc12a7b, whose product is annotated as solute carrier family 12 member 7b. Gene Ontology annotation, biological process: chloride ion homeostasis; potassium ion homeostasis; cell volume homeostasis. Gene Ontology annotation, cellular component: plasma membrane. NCBI's taxonomy places the organism in Eukaryota, Metazoa, Chordata, Actinopteri, Osmeriformes, Osmeridae. Bases 286 to 3675 code for a protein of 1129 amino acids. The record is from RefSeq and is a predicted model, not a curated record. Gene Ontology annotation, molecular function: potassium:chloride symporter activity. The transcript has 26 exons.